Molecule: messenger RNA, 980 nt
Organism: Carya illinoinensis
Lineage: Eukaryota; Viridiplantae; Streptophyta; Magnoliopsida; Fagales; Juglandaceae
Product: eukaryotic translation initiation factor 5A-2-like
Exons: 5
Coding region: 125-607 (160 amino acids)
Biological process (GO): positive regulation of translational elongation; positive regulation of translational termination
Molecular function (GO): ribosome binding; RNA binding; translation elongation factor activity
Source: RefSeq, a predicted model, not a curated record
AUAUAAUCUUCAUCGUCCUCUCCGCCUCACUCCGUGUCUCUUCUGCUGAAUAUCCGAGUCUCUGAAUCGAAUUGAGCUGGUGUAUUGCGAGAGAGCGAGUCGGAGGCAAAAAAGAAAAAAAACCAUGUCGGACAGUGAGGAGCACCAUUUCGAGUCCAAGGCCGAUGCCGGAGCCUCCAAGACUUAUCCCCAACAGGCCGGUACCAUCCGUAAGAAUGGCUACAUCGUUAUCAAGGCCCGCCCUUGCAAGGUGGUUGAAGUUUCCACCUCCAAGACUGGCAAGCAUGGUCAUGCUAAGUGCCACUUUGUUGGGAUUGAUAUUUUCACUGGAAAAAAACUUGAAGAUAUUGUGCCAUCUUCCCAUAACUGUGAUGUUCCCCAUGUUAAUCGUACUGACUACCAGCUGAUUGAUAUCUCCGAGGAUGGAUUUGUGAGUUUGCUGACUGAAAAUGGGAACACAAAGGAUGAUCUGAAACUGCCUACCGAUGACAAUUUGUUGACCCAGAUCAAGGAUGGGUUUGCUGAUGGUAAGGACCUGGUUGUCAGUGUUAUGUCCGCAAUGGGAGAGGAGCAGAUUUGUGCUCUGAAGGACAUUGGCCCCAAGUAGUUUAUUUAUAAUAAUUGGAGGGCUGCUGUUGCAAAUUUAGCGGAAUGAUUUUUCUUGAGCCUUCUGUAGCUUGCUUUCCUUACAGACUCUGGGUAUACUUGGUGGUUGCGCGGAUGGAGUUCUGUGGCUCGAGAAAGAAGUUUUAUUAUCGUUUUAUGUUCUGUGAUUGUUUUUUACAGACCGUUUUCUGCAUCUGGAUUGCUUCCUCCCUCCCUACUCCCUCAAUUGUGUUUGUUUCUUCGUUGAUGGGAAUGUAAAAGGACAUAGAAAUCAUAAGUGCUAACGUGCAGAGAAGGAUACUCAUACAAGAGGUCCAAUGAAAUGUGAUCGUAGAACACUUAUUCCAGAAAAUUAUUAUCAUUUUAGGUGUAAA